Molecule: messenger RNA, 2149 nt
Organism: Marmota monax (woodchuck)
Lineage: Eukaryota; Metazoa; Chordata; Mammalia; Rodentia; Sciuridae
Gene: Snta1
Product: syntrophin alpha 1
Exons: 8
Coding region: 116-1633 (505 amino acids)
Cellular component (GO): sarcolemma; dystrophin-associated glycoprotein complex; intracellular anatomical structure
Molecular function (GO): protein binding; structural molecule activity
Source: RefSeq, a predicted model, not a curated record
GGUGGCGGCUGGCCCAGCCGGGCCCCCGCUGCCCUCUGCCCUGGGCCCUCGGUUGGAGGCGGCCGGGCGCGGCGGGACCGGGCGAGCGCGGAGGCCGGGGGGCUCGGAGGCGAAGAUGGCGUCAGGCAGGCGUGCCCCGCGCACCGGGCUGCUGGAGCUGCGCGCCGGGGCGGGCUCGGGGGCCGGCGGCGAGCAGUGGCAGCGGGUGCUGCUCAGUCUGACCGAGGACGCCCUGACCGUGAGCCUCGCCGACGGCGAGCCCGGCCCCGAGCCCGGCGUUCCACGGGAGCCGGAGCCCGCGCAGCUCAACGGCGCCACCGAGCCGGGCGCAGCGCCCCCGCAGCUGCCCGAAGCGCUGCUGCUCCAGCGGCGCCGCGUGACGGUGCGCAAGGCCGACGCCGGCGGGCUGGGCAUCAGCAUCAAAGGAGGCCGGGAGAACAAGAUGCCCAUUCUCAUUUCCAAGAUCUUUAAGGGACUGGCCGCAGACCAGACGGAGGCCCUCUUUGUGGGGGAUGCUAUCCUGUCGGUGAAUGGUGAAGACUUGUCCUCUGCCACCCAUGAUGAGGCGGUGCAGGCCCUCAAGAAGACCGGCAAGGAGGUGGUGCUGGAGGUCAAAUACAUGAAGGAGGUCUCACCAUAUUUCAAGAACUCUGCCAGCGGGACCUCGGUUGGCUGGGACUCACCCCCGUCCUCACCCCUUCAGCGGCAGCCUUCCUCCCCUGGUCCCCAACCCCGGAACCUCAGUGAGGUCAAACACGUGUCCUUGAAGAUGGCAUAUGUUUCAAGAAGGUGCACCCCUACUGACCCCGAGCCCAGGUAUCUGGAGAUCUGUGCAGCAGAUGGCCAGGAGACGUUCUUCUUGAGGGCCAAGGAUGAGGCUGGUGCAAGGUCAUGGGCUGGUGCCAUCCAAGCUCAGAUCAACGCGCUGAUGCCCUGGGUCAAGGAAGAGCUGCAGGCACUGCUGGCAGCCACGGGCACAGCUGGGAACCAGGACAUCAAGCAGAUUGGCUGGCUGACGGAACAGCUGCCCAGUGGGGGCACGGCCCCCACCCUGGCCCUGCUGACUGAAAAGGAACUGCUCCUCUAUUCUAGUCUCCCUCAGACCCGUGAGGCCCUGAGCCGACCAGCCCGGACCGCCCCGCUCAUUGCCACCAGGCUGGUGCACUCAGGCCCCUCCAAGGGCUCGGUGCCCUACGACGCAGAGCUGUCCUUUGCCCUGCGCACGGGCACACGCCACGGUGUGGAUACUCACUUGUUCAGCGUGGAGUCACCUCAGGAGCUGGCUGCCUGGACCCGACAGCUGGUGGAUGGCUGUCACCGGGCUGCUGAGGGUGUGCAAGAGGUGUCCACAGCCUGCACGUGGCAUGGCCGUCCCUGCAGCCUCUCCGUGCACAUCGACAAGGGCUUCACGCUGUGGGCUGCUGAACCGGGAGCAGCCCGGGCCGUGUUGCUCCGACAGCCUUUUGAGAAGCUGCAGAUGUCCUCGGAUGAUGGCGCCAGUCUCCUUUUCCUGGACUUUGGAGGCGCUGAAGGCGAGAUCCAGCUGGACCUGCACUCCUGUCCCAAAACCAUGGUCUUCAUCAUCCACUCCUUCCUCUCAGCCAAAGUCACCCGCCUGGGGCUCUUGGCCUAGAAGUCACCAGAUGGGCUAGCCCUGAAGAGGGGGUGUCUGCCACGUGACCCGGCCCUCUGCUGACUGCCUGCUCACUGCUGGGCUGAGGGAGAGGAGAGGAGAACAGGGCCUGAGAGACCCAGCCUGUGAGGGAGGCUGGAUUGGUCUUGGGGGCCAGGACCCAGACCCAGGACCCAGUGGACCUUGCCUGUGAUGGGGUGGCCUUCCUGCUGCCCUCCUCCACCAGUGCCUUUUGCAGAGAGAUAUUUUGUGUACACAGAAGCCAUUCCGAGCCUGGGACCUGCCGACCCCAGCUAACAACUGAGCUGCCGGGCCUCCUGAGGCCCCUAUGCCACCCCAGAGGCCCCAUCUGAGGGUGGAGUUCCCUGGUUAGCAGCAGGAGAAAGAAGAGGAGCCUUUCUGUUCACUUUCCCUUACGCCCACCACCUGAGGGCCCCUGGUUUUCCCUCCACCCCGCCCCCCUACUUCCUCUCUCUCUCCUCCUUCUGCUUGGAUAAUAAACAGCCUGUGAGCACA